This is a messenger RNA of Dama dama (fallow deer), 1997 nucleotides long. RefSeq names its product small integral membrane protein 30 (gene SMIM30). The coding region runs from base 185 to 364 and encodes 59 amino acids. NCBI's taxonomy places the organism in Eukaryota, Metazoa, Chordata, Mammalia, Artiodactyla, Cervidae. The transcript has 3 exons. The record is from RefSeq and is a predicted model, not a curated record.
AUUGUGGGAAAUGUAGUUUGGAGAGCUCCGCCCUGCUCACCAUUUCUGUAAUGGCUGCUUCCUUGAAGUAGGUGCUGUCACGUGGAAUCUCUUAGCCUCAGCAUCCGGAGCUGCUGGAAGGGAGUCAGAUAGAAUUAAGUACCGCCUUCUUUGAAAUCUUCAUCCUUCAAGAACCAGCCACAUCAUGAUCUCAGUUUCAACACAGUUGUUCCUAGUCCUGUUUUCAUUGUUUUUGGUGCUGCCCGUUGUUGAAGCAGUAGAAGCCGGAGAUGCAAUUGCUCUCUUGUUAGGUGUGAUUCUCAGCAUUACAGGCAUUUGUGCUUGUCUGGGGGUGUAUGCACGGAAAAGAAAUGGACAGAUGUGACUUUGAAGGGCCUCCUGAAUCAAACCUUCCCCUGAAAACCUUUGUGCUAUUGAGUUUCAGAACUGACCUUUGGUGUCUGAAAGUUCCCCAGAAACAGUUAAUAGAGAAGUUUCAUAUUAUUGGUUAUUUUCCUAUAAAAAGGAACAAAUUGAUAUACUGUGUUAAAGGGAAAACAACAUGUUUUUGUCACAACAGAUAAUGCACUGGAAAAUGCCAUCUGUAAUUUGCAUUUGCUGAAAUUUGCAUAAGUAAUAUUUCAUAGUUUCAGAAUUCUCAGUAGAAAGAAGGAAACUCUUGCCCAGAAUCCUAGGAAAUUGCCACUGUUCAGUUAUAAUCACUGCCUCCUGCAUCAUUGAGGAAUUUUUUCUCUGUAUUUUUAUUGGAUUUUUAUUUUGUUAUCUACCAAGUUAGUACUGUACCUAGACAUUAAAUACAGUUGGUCAGAAAUUAAAACUUAUCUCUGUUUGCGAAAAAGUUCAGAAAAUGUAUUCAAUGUAUCUAACAUUGAAAUGGAGAGAAGAUUUAAUGUAAAAAAAAAAAAAAAGAAAACUUUAUAUUGACGUUGAAAUGGAGAAGAGAUUUAUUGUUUAACAAAAACCAAAAAUUGUUUUUAUUAACUGAGUUACAUCUCCAUGGUGAGAAAUACUAUGUUAAGUAUAAACCUAUUAUGUAAGUUAAUUUGUGGUGUUCAUUUCUGUUUAUUUCAGACUGUUUUUAUCUCUGAACUUUUUAUAAACUAAGUGGAGGCAAGUAGAUGCCUUAUGUUAACUGUGACUCCAGCUUUUAGAGAUAUAAUCAGUGAAAAAUGAGAAAUGGGCAGCAUCAAGGUAGAGAAGAGGCCCCUGGUAGAGAAUCCACAGAUGCAGAAGGCAAAUGUUAUGGCAUGUACUGAUUUACACACAAACCACAUGAGGCAUACUCUCCCCAUCCUUCCUACUUAAAGUGUCCUCGCAGCAUCAGUGUCACCUAAGGACUUGUUAAAGCUGCAGUCUCAGGCACAGCCCCCUCCAUCCCACCCCCAAACAAUUGGAUCAGAAUCUGCUUUUGUUUCAAGAACCCAGGAUAACUUUAUACACAUUCAAGUUUAAGAAGAUUGUUCUAACUUGUUUGAAUGCAAGGAUCAAAUAAGUUGAUAAAAACUAUUAGGUUCCUAGGUUCCUCUCCUGGUUGUAUUGUAGGUUGGGGUAUGGAAUUCUUUGUUUAACAAGGGUCCACAGUGAUUCCUUUGACUGUGUAGAUAACAGCCAACAUAGAAUUGUAUGAGUAAAUCAAACUGCUAUGGGGUCUUAAUGAAAGCAGGUAGUCACAUUUUUUUCCUAAACUAAUGCAUUAUCCAUUCUCUAGCUCUCCAGGUAACAUUGGGACCUCCUUAAUUUUGAUCAGAAAACAGGCAAUAGCAAUCUAAAUUCCUUUGUAUGCAUUUCUCCAGAUAUGAGCUGACCUGGCUUGCAGGAAAGAUUUGGUGGGGGGUACAAAGAAUGAGGGACAGCCACACACUAAAGACAGAAACCACAUGUAUCUGUUUUUGUCAUAGCUGUUUUUGUUUGUUUGUUUUCCCACCAAAGAAAACAGUCUUUUAUUCUGAUAAAUUGGUUGUUAUACAUUGAGUAAUAGAAAAUUUUUUAAAUUUUUA